AUGGCGAGAGGAAUUGUGGACGUACAAUUGUGGACGUACAAUUGUGGACGUACAAUUGAAAUUCCAAUGGAGAACUUAUAUAAAACAUAUCGGGUUUGUGGAAAUCAUUUUGACUCCACUAUGUUUCUAAAUGAUUUGAAGAAUCGCCUCCAACCACAUGCAAUUCCAAAAGAAAUACAUCUAGAAAGAAAUACAAUAGAAAAUGAUCUGUCAAUGACGCAUGACUCUGUAUUAAUUUGUACUGAUCACAUAUCUUUCUCAUGUAAUGAUCAGGAUGCAAAUAUGGAUCAAAACAGACAAAAGGAUCAGGAAGUACAAUGUAGACAACCAUUAGUUAUAAAAGAUAAAAAGAUACAAACAAAUCGCAUAAUAUGUACCAAUUCACCACGAAAAAAGAAACUGAAAAAGAAAAUCUAUGCGCUACAAAAACAAUUACAGAAAAUGAAGAAGCAAUUAAUGCAACAGAAAGGAAAUUGUACAAAGGAUAUUAAGAAAUUGUCUGUACUAGAAUAUUGUGAUGUGACAGAUCAAAUAUUACCACCAUCUAUUGCGUCUUUUGUAAAAGUACAAGUACAUCUAACCCAACAAUCGCCGAAAGUUGCCGAUUAUGAGAAAAUGUUAUCGUAGUAAGAAGAAAAGUGGUAACCACCCAGGCAGCAAGCCGUC
Odontomachus brunneus is the source of this 666-nucleotide messenger RNA. RefSeq lists its product as uncharacterized. NCBI's taxonomy places the organism in Eukaryota, Metazoa, Arthropoda, Insecta, Hymenoptera, Formicidae. The record is from RefSeq and is a predicted model, not a curated record. The transcript has 4 exons. The coding region runs from base 1 to 627 and encodes 208 amino acids.